Staurois parvus is the source of this 1303-nucleotide messenger RNA. The record is from the annotation of a GenBank genome assembly. NCBI's taxonomy places the organism in Eukaryota, Metazoa, Chordata, Amphibia, Anura, Ranidae.
GCUUCCUGUCUGUGUGGCACAGCACCAUGCCUCCUUUGUGGAUGUUGUCCAUCUACGAAGAACUCGACUAUAACACGGCUGACAUUCUCCAUCUUUCUGCUUCUUGGAACUUUAGUAGCUUGCAUUAUGAUCAUACCUGGGGUGGAAGAUGGACUGAAGAAGUUGCCUUGGUUCUGCUCCUCAUCAACUGCCAUUCCAGGCAAUGUAAACUGUGAUAUCAUAGUUGGUCACCAAGCUGUCUACCGCAUGUGUUUUGCUAUGGCUGCCUUUUUCUUUUUAUUUGUCAUAAUAAUGAUAUGUGUGCGGAGUAGCCGGGACCCAAGAUCAUACAUACAGAACGGGUUUUGGUUUUUCAAAUUUCUGAUUUUAGUGGGCAUCACUGUUGGAGCUUUCUUUAUCCCACAUGGAGUGUUUACCACAGUGUGGUAUUAUUUUUGGUAUGGUUGGUGGUUUCCUGUUCUUCUUGGUCCAGCUCAUACUCAUUAUCGAUCUUGCCCACUCCUGGAGUCAGUCUUGGCUUCAGCAGGCUGAGGAUGGCAAUACAAAGUGUUGGUAUGCAGCUCUUCUCAUAUGCACGUUGCUGAUCUAUGCUGGUGCAAUUGCUGCCAUCGCGUGUCUAUAUGUUUACUACACCGGAUCUGGGGAUUGUGUUCUCAACAAAGUGUUCAUCAGUCUCAACCUUAUAUUCUGUGUUAUUGUUUCUGUAGUGUCUAUUCUUCCCAAAGUACAGGAUGCUCAGCCCCAUUCAGGAUUACUACAAUCAUCUGUUAUUACAUUGUACACAAUUUUUGUCACAUGGUCUGCUAUGGCAAAUUUUCCAGAUAAAACUUGUAAUCCUACAUUGCUUGCCAUCGUGAAUAAUGGAUCCAGUACUUCCACCUCUACGGUGGCUCAGUGGUGGGAUGCUCCCAGCAUUGUAGGACUUGUGAUCUUUAUUUUGUGCACUCUCUUCAUCAGCAUCCGUAACUCCAGCAACCAGCAAGUGAACAAGCUAAUGCUAACAGAAGAGAGUUCUGGAGAUGGGGGAGUUCAUAGCACUGAAGAUGGGGUGCAGAGAGCAUAUGAUAAUGAAGAGGAUGGUGUUUGCUAUAGCUACAGCUUUUUCCAUUUUUGUCUCUUCCUAGCCUCACUGUACAUCAUGAUGACACUCACAAACUGGUAUCUACCAGGAUCCUCUGAUUAUUCCCUGACCAGCCCCAUGUCUGCAGUGUGGGUGAAGAUCUCCUCCAGCUGGGUUGGACUCCUCGUUUAUUUGUGGACAUUAAUUGCACCUCUGAUUCUCCCUGACAGAGACUUCAGCUAA